This is a messenger RNA of Vigna unguiculata (cowpea), 1141 nucleotides long. Its product is annotated as protein LURP-one-related 17-like. The record is from RefSeq and is a predicted model, not a curated record. NCBI's taxonomy places the organism in Eukaryota, Viridiplantae, Streptophyta, Magnoliopsida, Fabales, Fabaceae.
UCCGCCAUGGAAGAGUGUGUGAGUGAGCUUGUAAGGGUGGGUACGUGAACAUGUCAUGUUGUCACCCAUACUGGUAGCAGCAGAAUUUGAAAUCAACAAAAUCAUUUUUUUAUUAUCUUUCGAAGACGUUCUCCGUUUUACUUUUCUACUGCGAAUGUUACGACAGUAAUGAUAUAAAUGUGUUCCUUUGGCCCCGUUUAAACUUGACGCAGAGAAUCUAUCUAGCGAGGUUGAAAGUAAGAGAGAGUGAAUUUGAUAAAGAUCAAAGAGAGAAAGAGAUGAGGGUGUUUCCUAGGUUCAGAUCCCUGUCAAGAGCAGUUCAUCAGGAACAGGAACAAGAACAUGAAGAAGAGAAAAACAACGCAGAAAAGUUGAGCACGUCCCUGACAGUUUGGAGAAAAUCCUUGGUGAUGAGUUGCAAAGGAUUCACUGUGAUCGAUUGUUAUGGGAAUUUGGUGUAUCGGGUCGACAAUUAUAUUGGUCGACCCAACGAAGUCACACUCAUGGAUGCCUCGGGAAGAUCUAUUCUCACCAUGUUCCGCCGCAGGAGGCUUGGAUUGUUGGAUGAAUGGUUUGUGUAUGAAGGGGAAGUGGGGAACAUUAGAAGAAGGAGAAGUAACUUGUCUAAGCCAUCAAAGAGUCCAAUUUGUUGUGUGAGGAAGAAUGUUAAUAUUUUACAUGGCAACUCCAAUGUUCUGGCCUAUGUGUUCAGUGGAGUUUCACAUUCAGAUAAACGGCAUGUGGCGUUUACUGUAGAGGGUUCCUACGCACAUCGUACGUGUAAGGUGUUGGAUGAGUGCAGAAGGGUCGUGGCUGAAAUUAAGAGGAAGGAAGCAAACACCAAAAACGUCUCUUUUGGGAUAGAGAUUUUUCAGUUGGUUGUCCAUUCUGGCUUUGAUCCUGCGUUUGCCAUGGCACUCGUCUUACUCCUCGAUCAAAUGUUUUCGUGACACUUUUUCAUUCUACAUGCGCUUUUUCUGCCUCGUGUUUUGUUAAUAUUUUGAGAUGUAGUAUAUUUCAAGUUUUGAUAUGUUGUUCACGAGAGAGAUCAUAAAGGAAAACCCAGAUUGGCCUAGGACUGUUACGUUCAGUUUCUCAAUUCCUUGUUUCUUUCUUUCUGAUAAAAUUUAUAGAAAUUCAA